Messenger RNA from Macrosiphum euphorbiae (potato aphid), 300 nucleotides. NCBI's taxonomy places the organism in Eukaryota, Metazoa, Arthropoda, Insecta, Hemiptera, Aphididae. The record is from the annotation of a GenBank genome assembly.
AUGGGCGAUGUCCACACAACCGACUCCUUGGGAGCUGAAAAAUCACUAUCUACAGCCCAAUUAAAAUCUCAACCAAACAAUGUUUAUAAUAAUGUUCACGAUAUAUUAAUUACAUCACCAAAAUCUCCGAAGUCCAACCACACGAUAAGCAAUAACAACUCACAUCUUAAUAACGUUUUAAAUACAGAAACAAACCCCGAAACUGCAAAAACUAAUCCCAUCAUUUUUUCUGAGGCAAUAGCAUCCAAUGCCAGUUCAAAACUUAAUUCAGCAAUAGUCUUCAUGGCAAUUAUGGCAUAA